This is a messenger RNA of Dipodomys ordii (Ord's kangaroo rat), 2103 nucleotides long. It is a transcript of the gene Fbxo43, whose product is annotated as F-box protein 43. Gene Ontology annotation, biological process: regulation of mitotic nuclear division; negative regulation of meiotic nuclear division. NCBI's taxonomy places the organism in Eukaryota, Metazoa, Chordata, Mammalia, Rodentia, Heteromyidae. Gene Ontology annotation, cellular component: nucleus. The transcript has 5 exons. Gene Ontology annotation, molecular function: zinc ion binding. The record is from RefSeq and is a predicted model, not a curated record.
AUGGCUUUAAAAAAGUAAAGAUGAGUUUCUUAUUUGGAAGCCAACCUAACUUUGACAAUUAAGAGCUCAAGAUUUACUGGUGAAACAGAGAGUUUGAAGAUGUUACAGAGGCAUUCAAGUCAAGAUAUCCCUGGAUCAGGAGGUAAAGUAGACUCUCCUACUGUCACCAUCAAGUGCUCCCGCCUUGAAGAACUUUCUACAUCUUCCUUCCACGAUAGUGGCCAUCAUGAGUUGUUAAAAUCAUACAGUUUUAAUAAUACAUUAUUUAUUGAAAAGAAAGAAGAAGACCCAACCUUAAUCCAUGAGCAACUCAAAACUUCAAUCCUAGGCUUAACAAAUCCCUUUGAAUCUCCCACUCAAAGAAAGAAAUUUGUCUUCCCUAAGAAGGAAAAGGAUACAACUCCAGAACUUUGUGAGACUCCUAAAGUCAGUGGGAAAAAAUGUUUACUCCGGAGAAGAUUGGAUGUAUCUUUCUCUCUUCUAAAGGGGAAAUUUGGAUCACAAAACAGUUCUGUAGAAAGUAGUGUAAGUCAAGGUCUCAACUUAGAAAGAUAUAUUCCCAGCAGUGAUUUUAGUUUUCCAAGGCAAAGUAAUUUUAGCCCAUUAGUCACUAGCACUAUAAAGACAGAAGAAGUGACUUCUAGCAGUCAGAAUUUAAGACUAAAUUUUUCUCAGCAUAAGACUUCCACAAUUGAUGGUUCCAAAGAUGAUUGUGGCCUAUUUGAAGCUGAGUGUAUAUCUCCCAUUCAGGGCAAUGAUUUUAAAGAUUCUAUCACACAUGACUUUAGUGAUAGCAGUCUAAGUGUUAAUGAUGAAAAUGUGCAUCCUGAACUUCUGAGCUCCUCUGGUGGUAAAACAACUUUUGAGACAGAUGGGAACAUAUUUGUGACUCCGGUAAAUAAUCUUGCAAAAAACAUUAACUUUAAUGCAAGUCAGACUGAAGCAAGGAACAAUAUUUCAACACCUGAAGACAGUGGUUUUAAUUCACUUAGUUUGGAUAAGUCAGAAGAUUCCCUGUCUGACCAGGAGGGCUCGUUUCAAGAACUACUUCAGAGGCAUAAGGGAACUCUUAAAUUAGGGGACACUAUAAGAAAAUCAAGAUGUCUUGGGAGAUCAAGAAGACUAUCUACUCUCCGGGAGCAAGGAUCCCAGUCAGAGACAGAAGAGGAAAAGCAGGUCAUCCACUCCACAUCUGAAGCGAGACCUGUGGCUGCUUCAAACACCUCAGAGCAUCAGCUGAGCAAUGACAAUAAGAGUGGGGAUUUGACUUUCACCUUUAAGAAUCUGUCAAAUACUCCAGCCUUGCAAUUAGUGCAAGAGCUCUUUAUGAAAAGCAAAAGGAAAAGAUUUCAGCAAGUGGAUGACUGUGGAUUCUUAGAAGAAAGGAAUGAGGGGAAGAUAGCUGUAUUGCAAUGUGUUCUUGCAGGACUAAUUGGCAAGAAGAUGGGUAUAGAACAAUUGGAUAUCUUAACUGAAUUGAAAUAUAGAAACCUAAAGCAUGUUCUUUCUAUGGUUUUAGAUUCCUUGACUCCAGAGAGCUUAUACAGUGUUUGGAGAGUCAGCAGAAAUUGGCGUGAAAUUGUUGCUCAAGAUAAAAAAGCAAAUCGAAGGAGGAAAAUUUAUAUCACACAACUGAAAGCAAAUUCGGAGGAGGCUGUGUUAAGUGUUGAGGAUGCUGCCACUCGACUCCAUCUUCUAAAUCGCUCAGCUUUAAGAUCAGUGCAGGCACAGGCUCAGACACCCAGUACUCAGAAAGAGCAAGUUCCAAUUCUGUCUCCUUGGGGAGAAAUUUUGACGCCUAUAGCAAGCUCUUCAGUUACUCCCUUAAAUAGUAAACAGGAAGAGUAUUUUAAGGUUGCCAAAACACUUUUUACUGAUGAAGCAUUAAAGCCUUGCCCAAGGUGCCAAUCCCCUGCUAAGUACCAGCCAUAUAAGAAAAGGGGACUGUGUAGCCGCACAGCCUGUGGUUUUGACUUUUGCGUGUUGUGUCUAUGUGCUUAUCAUGGGUCUGAAGAAUGUAGUAGAGGAACAGCAAAGCCAAGAAAUAGAAAAGAUGCUCUCCCAGGAAGUGCCCAGAGUAAACGGAACUUAAAACGCCUCUAA